UGACCCUGAAACACGUGCAGAGUCAACUUGAUCAAAACUUCAACAUAAAACUGAAGAUUUAGACGUUUUUCUCGAAGUCUAAAGGUGAAAAACCAUUGCAGAGUUAAGAGUUAACAACCAGUUACUAAAUUUUCUCAGUCAAUGAGAAAAAAAAUUUGAUUUUUGAGCUCAAACGUUUGCAGUUUGUUUUAGUGUUGGGUUUUCCUGGCCCCGCGAAAAACAUGCCACCGAAAAAAAGGCAAAAAAUCGAAAAAGAACAAAAGAGUAACAAAUUGAAAGAAGAAAAGUCUGCCAAGCCUUCUGUUUAUACACGAUGGUUGAUGAAAUCAGAACCAGAGUCAAGGAUAGAAAGAGGAGUAGAUGUGAAGUUUGGAAUUGAAGAUCUCAAAAAGGAACCCAAUCAAACUGCAUGCUGGGAUGGAGUGAGGAACUACCAGGCUCGUAACUUCAUGCGCGACCAGAUGAAAUUGGGACAGCAAGGAUUCUUUUAUCAUAGUAAUUGUAAAACCCCUGGUAUUGCUGGUAUUAUCGAGAUAGUAAAGGAAGGAUACGACGAUCACACACAGUUCAACAGCAAAGACCCUCACUAUGACCCUACAUCAAAGAAGGAUAGUCCCAAAUGGCAAAUGGUUGAUGUGAAAUUUGUUCGCAUGAUGAAGAGGUUCAUUCCUCUCUCUGAAUUGAAAGAACUUCAUCAGAAACACAAAAUAAAUGGAGGUCCAUUGGCAAACAUGGCUUUGUUCACAAGGGCUCGUCUGUCUGUCCAACCUUUGACACAGGAUGAAUUUGACUAUAUUCUGAGCCUUGAAGAUGAAAUGCCAGAGUAGAAAAUCCUUUUACUUUGACAAAAAGAUGAUUGAGGAAGGGCCAGUCAUUUAUUCUCUCAUGGGAUUCCUGUGUUGGAAAAAACGAGUGGCAUGGGUCCAAGUAAGGGGCAAAUAUGUGAGUGAUCGAUAUCUAAUAUUAUCUUAAUACUUAUCCAACUAGUAAGGUACAGAUUUAAUUAAUCAAAUGACAAAAAUCAUGUCAUAAAAUCUGUUCAAAUUAUUUUUAAUUAUUUUUAUAAAUAAAUAUAGUUGCCAUGGCAAUGACCACGAUCCUACAAGUUUCAAUUUCGACCAAUCAUUUAACAUAAUAUAACUUGUAACUGGGUUCUCUUCAUAGUUGCUUUUAUAAAGUUAUGUACACUCAAUUGCCUUUGAUAAUAAAGUAAAAUGUUAUUGUACCUUGGAGUAGGUCCAAAGAACAGAAAACAAA
Messenger RNA from Actinia tenebrosa (Australian red waratah sea anemone), 1257 nucleotides. RefSeq names its product thymocyte nuclear protein 1. The record is from RefSeq and is a predicted model, not a curated record. Lineage: Eukaryota; Metazoa; Cnidaria; Anthozoa; Actiniaria; Actiniidae. Gene Ontology annotation, cellular component: nucleus.